GUUUGGAUGACUGCUGAUGAACGAACGAAGGGUGGCGACACAAGUGGAAUUUGCAGAGAACAAGGAGGGGGGACAAGCGGUCACCGUCCAUGGUCUUUUGUCCGGAUGAGCACGUAAGCAGCUUGUGUGUGAAGCCCUCGGGCGGUUGGUAAGAGCUCCACCACCACACAACGCGUCCUCGUCGUGGUGAGGAGGAGGAGGACUUGGAGCUCCCUUGCCGCCUUCCCCGUCCACCUCCCUGUUUUAGGUUCUACUUUGUUGUCUUCAAUAUAGCACAAGGUAUUUAUUGAAGCUGGUCUCCAUUCCAAGGCUGCGUUGCGGCCUGCAAACAAACCAAGGGAAGAUAUGGAAGGAAGAGUUGAGGAGGAGGAGCAGCAGUUGCCGCCUGGGUUUAGGUUCCAUCCCACCGACGAAGAGCUGAUCACCCACUACCUCACCCACAAGAUCACUGAGGCGGACUUCGAUGCGAGAGCAAUCGCGGAGGUCGACCUCACCAAGUCCGAGCCAUGGGAUCUCCCUGAGAAAGCGAAGCUGGGGGAAAAGGAAUGGUACUUCUUCAGCUUGCGGGACCGCAAGUACCCGAGCGGGGUCAGAACCAACCGAGCCACCAACGCCGGCUACUGGAAGACGACCGGGAAAGACAAGGAGAUCUUCGACAGCAGCACCUCCGAGCUGGUGGGGAUGAAGAAGACGUUGGUGUUCUACAAAGGGAGAGCUCCGAGAGGGGAGAAGACCAACUGGAUCAUGCACGAAUACCGUCUCCACUCCGAGCUUGCCUCAAAAUACAUCAAGGAUGAGUGGGUCGUCUGCCGUGUGUUCAUGAAGAGUAGUUCUUCCGGGAAGAAGUACCCGCCGAGCCAGCCGCGAGCCAACCCUUAUUAUGUCGAGUUGGGGCCUGUCUCGACGCCUUCUCUCAUCCAGAAUGAGCUGAUGGAGUUGUCGAGGUUCGCCAGAGACAGCCAUGGCCCGACCUCACCGAUCCAACCACAGCUCAGCUACCAUGGAGGAGGAGGAGGAGGAGGAGGAGGCUUCACCCUCGCAGGUAUGAAGCUGAAUAUGGGCGCCCUGCCACCGCCGCCGUCACCGGCAGCGAUGCCAGUUCCUCUAUUCCAGCCACUGGGGGUGGCUGAGCCGCCGCCUUCGUCGGCCAUUGCCAACGGUUUCGUGGGAGCCAUGGAUGGCGGAUUUGGCUCUGAUGUCAGGUACCAUAGUAUGGACUCUGCCACGGAGCUCGAUGUUUUCUGGUCUCCUUACUGAAGGAGAGGCAAGAGAAGUUUCUCGUUGAGAACUGCACCAUUAGAUAGUUGUACUGUUGGCGAUCUUUUGUGAGAUUUCGUGUUCUUCUGCCACACUUGAUUGAAACAUUAGAUGGAAAAACUGAUGGUUUUAGUUUCUUUAUUAA
Molecule: messenger RNA, 1402 nt
Organism: Musa acuminata subsp. malaccensis (wild Malaysian banana)
Lineage: Eukaryota; Viridiplantae; Streptophyta; Magnoliopsida; Zingiberales; Musaceae
Product: NAC domain-containing protein 92
Biological process (GO): regulation of DNA-templated transcription
Molecular function (GO): DNA binding
Source: RefSeq, a predicted model, not a curated record